Messenger RNA from Linum trigynum, 2364 nucleotides. The record is from the annotation of a GenBank genome assembly. NCBI's taxonomy places the organism in Eukaryota, Viridiplantae, Streptophyta, Magnoliopsida, Malpighiales, Linaceae.
AUCCCUCGAUUUUGAUGUGAUUUGGCUUGAUUUUGAGUCGCCGGAGGCGGUUCCCGGCGAGACUCUGGCGAGGCUCCGACGACUACUUCGCUCAGCAGUUCGAGCAGCUGCGUCUCCAGAAUCAGCAGCUCUAUGACUAUCAACUCCAGUUUUAGCAGCAGUGUUCGGCUCACCAUGCCGAGUACCAGACCCGGAUGGCUGCGUAUGAUGAGCGUCUGGAUAGGAUGGAGACCCAGCAGGGGGUGACCUUGGCGCGCAUCGAGAGGGAGCAGGCCCGAGCUAGGCGCAUGCAGGAGGUCCAGGGGCAUCUGCUCCAGCUGCUACUGGGCGAGCAGCCAGUCUGGAGGACUCCCUGGGAGGACUCUCCACUUCCACCUCCACCAGCUGAUGAUGAUGAUGCAUUCAUGAAUGACAUCGAUUUGGACAACCUUGGCGACGAGUAGGCUGUACUUGUCGCCCCUCAUUGUGUGUUUUUGUUUUAGACUUUUUCUGUCUACUCCAUGUGUUUGAGGAGCUUGAACUGAGUUUGUCAUGUGUUUUGUUUCUUUUCUUUUUGAUAGGGCAAAAGCGUAUAUGCCAAUUUCCUAUCUCGUAGUAAACCGGAAAGUCCGGGUAUCGUUUCUCAGGGACUGGUACAACCUUAUAUUCUAUCAAUUUAUAGAGCAAACUAUAGGUGAAAAUGGUUUAACGAGACUAAUUAUCUAUAAGCAAAAUAAACAAAUUAAGCAAAGUAAACUUGUCGAGGGAAAUUCAAUGGGAGAAAGCUCUGGGAGAAACACCGGGAUUCACUACCUAUCCUAUCCAGAUUAAUUCACAUAUUCCAAUCAAUUUAAUCCAUACCUCUACAGCCAGGAUAUCACGAAUGUGCUAGCUAUCCCUGCCGGGAAUUACUACGUACUAAAUAAUCAAUUCAAAUCCUACUGUCGUAGCUCAAUGAAUUAACUAUAUAGUCUGAAGAUCGAUAUCCUAUUUAAGACCGCAUAGCACCUUAUUUAAUCCACUGUCGCUUCGAUAAGUUACUAUGUCACAUGGAACAGGUUCGGUUAAUAGGGUUUCACUGUCGCUAAUAACCUAAUCAACUACAAAUCAUUGUAUUGGUGGCCAGUCAACACAAAGCAUUUAGCAAUUCCAUGCAAUAGAGACUGGAAGAAAAGAAUCAUAAAUCAAUCCAUCAAAUCAAGAAAUAGCUACAUCCUAUGGUGUCUCCCCCAGAAAUCGGGGUUUAGUUCAUGACGAAAUUAAGAUAAAACAAUAGGAUUUUGUUCAUCAUGUUCUAAAUCAACAAUAUACAACUAGUUCGGUUUAGAAAAUCCAACCAACUACUCACUCUCGUUGAAUUCAGCUAAAACCGUCUCUGAAGACGUCGAUUAUCGAUUGCCAAUCGCCGCUCGAAUUCUCUCUGCGCUACGCCCUCUGCUCCCUGUCAAAAAAGAAUUCUCCGCCCAAAAAACCCGUUCCGCUCCAAUUGCCUGUCGCGCGCUACUUUCUCCAAAAGAAUUGCUUUUUUUCUUCCAAGAAAAUUCCCCCCCGAGAGCUCGUCCGCUUCUGCUUUUUCUUCCCUUCUAUAAUAAUUCCGCUCCUCCUCUCUAUAAUUCUGUCCGCCCCACUUCCUUUCUUUUCCUUCAAUAGAAUUCUGUUCCCACCCAAAAUUCUAGGGGUGGGCAACGGGAAACGGGUAUUUGGGUAUACCCGUACCCGUCCCGUUUUUUAAGGGUUACGGGUACCCAUAUUACCCGUAUUAUUAUAAACGGAUGGGACUUGGGAUUGUACAUUCCUAAUAUGGGUACCCGCGGGUUACCUGCAAAUACCCGUUUGGGUAAUGUGGGUACCCGUUAUACCCAUUUACCAGAAAUAGCCCACAGCCCAACACCCCAACCCAAUUCAACUAAUUCAGAAAUGUGGUACCCGUUUACUAGUUAGGUUUGUUCUGCUAAUUACUAAUUAUGUUUCUAAUUUCCAGCAUAUGUCUAUUUGGUUUAUGUUGAUUUGGUUUAUAGUUUCCAUGGCUAAUCAAGGGAAUGAAGCCAGUCAAGGGAAUGAAACUUUGGGUAUUUAUGGGUAUUAUGGGUACCCGUUAUCCGUCCCGUACGGGUAAUGGGUACCCGUUUCCCAUAUGGGUUUGGGACAUGGGAAGGACUUUGGCCUCCAAAUGGGACUGGGUACCCGUUUAAAACGGAACGGGUAUCCCGUCCUGUCCCGUUGCCCACCCCUACAAAAUUCACUUGGAUUAAUUCCCUGGCCCAAAAUAAAAUGGCCCUUCCGUCUCCAGCUAAUUUAGUUCCCUUGAUUAAUUUCACCGCCUCUGAUUUCGGUCCCCAAGAUUCUGUGUCUUUUGCUCCGCCCCCAUAAAGAAUUCCACCCAUG